GCAACGUCAUUUAGUUGUCAACACUGCAAACAACCAUCCAAUAUGUCUUCCUCCAUGGGCAGCGGGAUGUUCCCCGGCCAGCAGUCCGCUGGUCCUCACCCUGUCGGCGGCCCGGGUCAGCCGGGACUACUGUCUGGAGCUCCGGGGAACAGGGUCCAGGGCCCAAACACUCUGGUGGACGACCUGGAGGCUUCUUUCGAGGCUUGCUUUGCGUCCCUAGUGAGUCAAGACUACGUGAACGGAACCGACCAGGAGGAAAUUCGGACAGGUGUGGAUCAGUGUAUUCAGAAGUUUCUGGAUGUCGCCAGACAGACAGAAUGUUUCUUCCUGCAGAAGCGUCUUCAGUUAUCAGUCCAGAAACCCGACCAGGUGGUCAAAGAGGAUGUGUCUGAGCUGCGGAAUGAACUCCAGAGGAAAGAGCUGCUUGUUCAGAAACACCUGUCUAAGCUGCACCACUGGCAGCAGGUUCUAGAGGAUGUCAGUGUGCAGCAUCGUAAACCAUCAGAUCUCCCUCCACCUGGACCCUUGGCCUUCCUGGAACAGGCCUCAGCUAGUCUACCUGCUGCACCACUCAAACAGACCUAACACACACACCUCUCUCUCUUCUGGAAAGUACAUCAUCUUUGUUUUCUUUUUGACUUGUGUAAAUAUUUCUGAGUCUGUUUUUUUUUUUGUCCUGACAGAAUAAAUGAGCUUGGAUCAGA
Molecule: messenger RNA, 704 nt
Organism: Oncorhynchus masou masou (cherry salmon)
Lineage: Eukaryota; Metazoa; Chordata; Actinopteri; Salmoniformes; Salmonidae
Product: mediator of RNA polymerase II transcription subunit 28-like
Exons: 5
Coding region: 43-585 (180 amino acids)
Cellular component (GO): mediator complex
Source: RefSeq, a predicted model, not a curated record